CGGCCGGUCACCAGCGGCCAUAAAUACCCACCAACCUCCCAGCCCGCAAUCCAAUCCGCACCACCGCUCCGACGAACGGAACCAACAAAUCCCCCAGCCGAUCUCGUCUCCGGUCGACUCCAGCUCCCCCUCCUCCGGUCCUCCCCCACCGCCCCAAGAUGCAGAUAUUUGUGAAGACAUUGACAGGCAAGACCAUCACCCUUGAGGUGGAGUCGUCUGACACCAUUGACAACGUCAAGGCAAAAAUCCAGGACAAGGAGGGCAUCCCCCCGGACCAGCAGCGCCUCAUCUUCGCUGGCAAGCAGCUGGAGGACGGCAGGACCCUUGCUGACUACAACAUCCAGAAGGAGUCCACCCUCCACCUUGUCCUCCGCCUUCGGGGAGGCAUGCAGAUCUUUGUCAAGACCCUCACUGGCAAGACAAUUACACUUGAGGUGGAGUCGUCUGACACCAUCGACAAUGUCAAGGCGAAGAUCCAGGACAAGGAGGGCAUCCCCCCGGACCAGCAGCGCCUCAUCUUUGCUGGCAAGCAGCUUGAGGACGGCAGGACCCUUGCUGACUACAACAUCCAGAAGGAGUCCACCCUCCACCUUGUCCUCCGCCUUCGGGGAGGCAUGCAGAUCUUUGUCAAGACCCUCACUGGCAAGACCAUCACCCUUGAGGUGGAGUCCUCGGACACCAUCGACAACGUCAAGGCGAAGAUCCAGGACAAGGAGGGCAUCCCCCCGGACCAGCAGCGCCUCAUCUUUGCUGGCAAGCAGCUCGAGGACGGCAGGACCCUUGCUGACUACAACAUCCAGAAGGAGUCCACCCUCCACCUUGUCCUCCGUCUUCGGGGAGGCAUGCAGAUCUUUGUGAAGACCCUCACUGGCAAGACCAUCACCCUUGAGGUGGAGUCCUCGGACACCAUCGACAACGUCAAGGUGAAGAUCCAGGACAAGGAGGGCAUCCCCCCUGACCAGCAGCGCCUCAUCUUUGCUGGCAAGCAGCUCGAGGAUGGCCGUACCCUUGCUGAUUACAACAUCCAGAAGGAGUCCACCCUUCACCUUGUCCUGCGUUUACGAGGUGGCAUGCAGAUCUUUGUGAAGACCCUUACUGGCAAGACCAUCACUCUGGAGGUUGAGAGCUCGGACACCAUCGACAACGUCAAGGCCAAGAUCCAGGACAAGGAGGGCAUCCCCCCGGACCAGCAGCGCCUCAUCUUUGCUGGCAAGCAGCUGGAGGAUGGCCGUACCCUUGCUGAUUACAACAUCCAGAAGGAGUCCACCCUUCACCUUGUCCUGCGUCUCCGAGGUGGUAUGCAGAUCUUUGUGAAGACCCUUACCGGCAAGACCAUCACUCUGGAGGUUGAGAGCUCAGACACCAUCGACAAUGUCAAGGCCAAGAUCCAGGACAAGGAGGGCAUCCCCCCUGACCAGCAGCGCCUCAUCUUUGCAGGAAAGCAGCUGGAGGAUGGCCGCACUCUUGCUGACUACAACAUCCAGAAGGAGUCCACUCUUCACCUUGUCCUGCGUCUUCGUGGUGGUAUGCAGAUCUUUGUGAAGACCCUUACUGGCAAGACUAUCACUCUGGAGGUUGAGAGCUCAGACACCAUCGACAACGUCAAGGCCAAGAUCCAGGACAAGGAGGGCAUUCCCCCGGACCAGCAGCGUCUCAUCUUCGCUGGCAAGCAGCUGGAGGAUGGCCGCACCCUUGCCGACUACAACAUCCAGAAGGAAUCCACUCUCCACCUGGUGCUCCGCCUCCGCGGUGGUCAGUAAUUGCCGUGGGUGCUCUGGUGGGUGCCCCUGUCUUCCAUGUGAAGUGUUAGUCUCAUUUGUGUCAAGUCCUACUAUCAUGUCUGGUUUCAUGGACCAUCGAGUCCCCGUGAGAUGUGUGUUGGUUUCGUUUAAACAGUUGCUGGAAUAGCAGUACGGUCAAGUAUGAAUAAGUGAACUUUGAACUAA
This is a messenger RNA of Triticum urartu, 1946 nucleotides long. Its product is annotated as polyubiquitin-like. The record is from RefSeq and is a predicted model, not a curated record. NCBI's taxonomy places the organism in Eukaryota, Viridiplantae, Streptophyta, Magnoliopsida, Poales, Poaceae. Gene Ontology annotation, molecular function: protein binding.